AUGGCAAAAAAAGGAGGAAAGAAAGGAAAAGAAGCACCUGUUCAGCAGCCCGAAUCUGAUUCUGAUUGGGAAGAUGGUGCAAAGAAACCAUCUAAAAAGCAGUUAGAGCAAGCGGCUAAGAAACAAGAACAGUUAGAGAAGAAGAAGGAGCGUGAGUUGUUACUUCAGAUGGAGGAGGCUUCAAUCAAGUCUAAGAAAGGUGGUAAGACUAAGAGCCACAAAAAAGAUGAUUUGGAUGAUGCACUUAAUCAGUUUGGUCCUAAAGGUACAAUCUCUGCCGAUGGUUUAGAUGAUUCUUUAGCCGCGUUGACUUUAUUGAAGAAGGAUGCCGUUACUAACAAAGAUCUGGACAGACAUCCCGAGAGAAGAUUUAAGGCCGCUCUAGCCUCUUAUACAGAAAGAAGAUUGCCUGAAAUUAAGAAAGAGAAUCCAGGUCUAAGAAAACAGCAGAUGGAACAAUUGAUUUACAAAGAAUUUCAGAAAAGCCCUGAGAAUCCUUUCAACCAGGAGACAAAUAUUAGUUACGACGCCAAUACAGAAGAAGUCAUCGGUAAGAAGAAAGAAAUCCGGGAUAAAAGAUCUAAGAAGUAUGAAAAGUAA
Molecule: messenger RNA, 600 nt
Organism: Pichia kudriavzevii
Lineage: Eukaryota; Fungi; Ascomycota; Pichiomycetes; Pichiales; Pichiaceae
Exons: 1
Coding region: 1-600 (199 amino acids)
Biological process (GO): transcription by RNA polymerase II
Cellular component (GO): nucleus
Molecular function (GO): transcription coactivator activity
Source: RefSeq, a predicted model, not a curated record